UGCUGAUCACGGGAUGAAGGGCUCAGACAGAUGAGAGCAGUUAGGGGGGGUGUACGCAUAAAAGACUUGGCAAGUGGGCGGCACAGGGGGGCACUACGGUACAGCAGAGAGAGUGUGUGAGAGAACGGAUGACAUAAGGAUGUGGACGAGUGUGUGUAUAAUUUUUAUGUGCGUUGUGCUGACGUACGCUCAGUUUCCACGUCAGUGUAUGACACAAGAAGGUCUCCUGAAUGGCACCUGCUGCCCAUCACCUACAGAACUGCCCAAUGAUGAGUGUGGAUCCAGGACUGGGAGAGGUCAGUGUGUGUCCAUUAUUGCUGACCGCCGCCCACAUGGGCCUCAGUAUCCCCACGAUGGGAGGGACGACCGAGAACAAUGGCCACUACGGUUCUUUAACAGAGCUUGCCAAUGCAACGCAAACUUCAGUGGAUUUAACUGUGGGCGAUGCCGACAUGGUCUGACAGGGCCAAACUGUGAUCAAAGAAUCACCGUGGUGCGACGUAACAUCAUGCAAAUGUCUGCUGAUGAGAAAAGAUCAUUUGUGAAUGCUCUGGACCAGGCCAAAAGAACCGUCCAUCCCGACCUGGUCAUCUGUACCCGUCGCUAUCAGGAGAUUUUUGGGCCGGAAGGAGGGAGUGCCCAAUGUGAGAAUAUCACCAUCUAUAAUUACUUUGUUUGGACCCACUACUAUUCGGUCAGCAAGACUUACAUGGGUCCAGGCCAGCAGAGUUUUGGAGGUGUGGAUUUCUCUCACGAAGGACCCGGAUUCGUCACUUGGCAUCGGUACCACUUGCUGCAACUGGAAAAAGACAUGCAGGACAUGCUGGGGGACCCGUCGUUUGCCCUGCCGUACUGGAACUUUGCUAUCGGAGGCAGUGAGUGUGAUAUCUGUACUGAUGACCUGCUGGGAGCCAGAAGCAGCUUUGAUACAAAUGAUAUCAGUUCCAACUCUGUAUUCUCUCAGUGGAGAGUCAUCUGCGAGAGUGUGGAGGAGUAUGAAACACUGGGGACCAUCUGCAACAAUACAGAGACAAGUCCGAUCCAGAGAAACCCUGCUGGUAAUGUGGCUCGACCCAUGGUCCAGAGAUUACCAGAACCACAGGAUGUCAUCGACUGUCUAGAGCUAAACACCUUCGACACACCACCCUACUACUCAACUUCCUCUCAGAGUUUCAGAAAUACUGUUGAGGGUUACAGUGCUCCCCAGGGCAACUAUGAUCCAGUGGUCAGAAGUCUGCACAACCUGGCUCAUUUGUUUCUCAAUGGCACAGGUGGACAGACUCACCUGUCACCAAACGACCCCAUCUUUGUCCUGCUUCACACUUUCACUGAUGCCAUCUUUGAUGAAUGGCUUCAGAGACACAGUGCUGCAGGUACAGUGGUCUAUCCUGAGGAAAAUGCUCCUAUUGGUCACAACAGAGACUUCAACAUGGUUCCUUUCUGGCCACCAAUCAGAAAUGCAGAAAUGUUUGUCAGUGCCCCAGACAACCUGGGCUACACCUAUGAGGUUCAGUGGCCAACACGACCCUACACUGUCUCAGAGAUCAUCACCAUAGCAAUUGUUGCUGUGGUGCUUGUUGUGGCUGUGGUGGGCGGAGUCAUCGGGUGUGCUGUUCGGGCACGCUCUUACCGCUCAGCUGAGGGCCUCGAGCCAUUGCUGGGUGAACAGUUCCGGCGGUACUCAGAGGAUGAGCGUCAUGUGGGAAAAUCUCAGUCUAUGGUCUGACUGAGGAAUUAAGAAACAUAUCUUAAACAUCGUUAUCACUGCACUGUGCAAUCACACUGUUCUCAAGAGUAUGACUUAUGAAUUAUUAGUGUUCAAAGGCAGCGUAAAAGUUUUGUGAGCACAGGGGGCUUCAUUUAUGACCAUUUAUUUUGCUACUUUUCAUGUCCAGCAAGACAUUGAGAAUCCAGUCAUGUCUGCCCUUAAAACACAUUUAAUGUUCAGUUUUAUUCAGUUUUUAUGCACUGCUUAUGAAAGCCCUAUGAACACAAUAAUAUGGCAUAAGACUAAUGUACAGUGUGACCUAUUUUAUAUUACUCUGAUAUAAAAAAGUUGAAAAGUCAUGUAAUUUCCUUUUUUUUUCAACGGUUUUGUUUGAGUUGCAUUUAACAGUGCAGAAGUGUUCAGCAGCAACUCCAAAGAAACAACCAAGCUUUCAGAGAGUGCAAAUUGACCCUAUUGGCCCAAGGUGGCCUUUCAGUCCUAACUAGCUUAAAGGAAUAGUUCACCCAAAAAUGAAAAGUCUCUCAUCAUUUACUCAUCCUUAUACCAUCCCAGAUGUGCAUGACUUUCUUUCAUCUGCUGAACUCAAAUGAAUAUUUUUAGAAGAAUUUCUCAGCUCUUUUGGUCUAUACAAUGCAAGUAAAUGGGUGCCAAAAUUUUGAAGCUCCAAAAAUCAAACAAGUCAGCAUAAAAGUAUGUCUCCAGUGGUUAAAUCUAUGUCUUCAGAAGAGAUAAGAUAGGUGUGGGUGAGAAACAGAUCAAUGUUUAAGUAUUUUUUUUAUUACAAAUUCUCCUCCCUGCUCAGGCAAUCUCCACUUUAACUUUCACUUUCUUCUUCUUGUGUUUUUGGUGAUUCACAUUCUUCAUGCAUUUGGCCCUUACUGGUCAGGGAGAAGGAUUUCUGUCAAAAAAGGACUUAAAUAUUGAUCUGUUUCUCACACAAACCUAUCCUAUCACUUCUGAAAACAUGGAUUAAAACACUGGAGUCAUAUGGGUUACUUUUAUGAUGCCUUUAUGUGCUUUUUGGAGCGUCAUAUUUUUGGGUGGACUAUUCCUUUAACCAAGCCCAAUCCAGCUAGAGAAGUACAGUAAAGCAACUACCACCUAAAACUGAGUUUGGCUGUAUUUUUAGCAAAUGUGACAAGACUUCACACAGUAGCUUAUAGCCUACUGUUACAGCUUGCACACAUCAAAAAUAAUAUAAACAUGCUUACUCAUGCUUGCUUGUUGUUGCUACACCACAUUACAUUACUAUAAGGUAGCAUAUGUAUAGUAACCUUAUAUUUGUCCAAUAACAAAGCAAAUAUUAGACUAAUAGGACACAUCCAGGCUCUAACUGUGGUAUGAC
Xyrauchen texanus (razorback sucker) is the source of this 3074-nucleotide messenger RNA. RefSeq names its product tyrosinase-related protein 1b (gene tyrp1b). Bases 140 to 1726 code for a protein of 528 amino acids. The transcript has 8 exons. The record is from RefSeq and is a predicted model, not a curated record. Gene Ontology annotation, molecular function: oxidoreductase activity. Gene Ontology annotation, cellular component: melanosome. Gene Ontology annotation, biological process: melanocyte differentiation; melanosome organization. NCBI's taxonomy places the organism in Eukaryota, Metazoa, Chordata, Actinopteri, Cypriniformes, Catostomidae.